Molecule: messenger RNA, 2486 nt
Organism: Magnolia sinica
Lineage: Eukaryota; Viridiplantae; Streptophyta; Magnoliopsida; Magnoliales; Magnoliaceae
Product: cytokinin dehydrogenase 5
Exons: 5
Coding region: 356-1930 (524 amino acids)
Biological process (GO): cytokinin metabolic process
Molecular function (GO): cytokinin dehydrogenase activity; FAD binding
Source: RefSeq, a predicted model, not a curated record
UGUCUAAAAUCCAAGACAGAGAGAGCCAAUUGAUUUCCACUCUUAGUUUUUCCUUCUAAAACCAAAAAUAAAAAGAAAAAAAAUCCUUCUCUUCUUCGAAGCAGCUGCUGCUGCAACGUGAAAAGCAGUCGCGAAUCUGUGCAUGUUGCGUAGGAUAUCUUUAAAGCGCAAUCCGGCUUACGUUAGCACCACGAGUUCCCACGCUACUGCCACAAGAUUUUGUUCCCUCCGAGAAGUUUUACAGCAGAUCCGAUCCUCUUCGUGCUCCGGGGGUGCGCACGCUUCUUAUCCUCCACCCCCUACCCUAUAAAACCCCCAACAGCAUCCGUGAUACGCGCCGCUUGCUUCCUAUCCAAUGGCUACUAAGCUUCUCCUCAUGUUCGCCAUCUGUCGCUUGAUCUCCACCGUCGGUUUGACGCUCGACCCCAUCGAGCUCCUCCGGCUCAGCGUAUCCGGUCGGCUUAGCCUUGACCCAGUCGAUAUCGAGACAGCUUCUCUCGAUUUCGGACGCUUGAACAGAGUCAAGCCGUUAGCCGUUCUCAAUCCGGCGUCUGUUGAUGACAUCGUCGGCUUGGUUCAAUCAGCUUACGGCUCGGCUCGAGGGUUUACGGUCUCGGCAAGGGGCCACGGACACUCGAUCAACGGUCAGGCGCAAGCGGUGGAUGGGGUGGUGGUUGAGAUGAACGGCUUGAAAGGGAGCCAGCUCAGCAUUGGGGCGGGAGGUUCGUAUGUGGACGCGUGGGGUGGGGAGCUUUGGAUAGAUGUGUUGAGGUUUACGAUUGAACAUGGGCUCGCUCCUCGGUCGUGGACCGAUUAUUUGUAUCUGACCGUUGGUGGGACCCUCUCCAAUGCUGGGAUUAGUGGCCAGGCGUUCAAUCACGGCCCUCAAAUAAGCAAUGUCUAUGAACUCGAUGUUAUAACAGGCAAGGGAGACCAUGUGACGUGCUCAAAGGAGCAAAACUCGGAGCUGUUUCAUAGCGUGUUGGGCGGUCUAGGACAGUUUGGAAUCAUAACAAGGGCUAGGAUCGCUCUAGAGCCGGCUCCACAAAGGGUGAGGUGGAUUCGGGUCUUGUAUUCGGAUUUCUCGGCUUUCACUAGAGACCAAGAGUAUCUAAUCUCACUACAAGGAGAACCAGCCAGCCAGAGAUUCGACUACAUUGAAGGUUUCGUUAUUGUAGAUGAAGGGCUCAUCAAUAACUGGAGAUCUUCCUUUUUCUCCCCUCGCAACCCUAUCAAGAUCAGCUCCAUCGGAUCCAACGGUAGUGUUCUCUAUUGCCUGGAAAUAACAAAGAACUACGACGAUUCAACCGCCACCACCGUCGAUCAGGAAGUAGAGGCAUUGCUGAAAAAGCUAGACUUCAUUCCAGUAUCUGUUUUCACAACAGAUCUGCCCUACUUGGAUUUCCUAGACCGGGUUCACAAGGCCGAAUUGAAACUCCGGUCCAAGGGUUUGUGGGAGGUCCCACACCCAUGGCUCAAUCUAUUCGUUCCCAAGUCACGAAUUGCCGAUUUCGAUGCAGGCGUCUUCAAGGGCAUUUUGGGAAACAAAACCAGUGGGCCCAUUCUCAUCUAUCCCAUGAACAAAAACAAGUGGGACGAAAGAAGCUCGGUUGUUACACCAGAUGAGGACAUAUUCUAUCUGGUGGGAUUGCUCCGCUCAGCCUUAGAUUCUGGAGAAGAGGCCCACUCCUUAGAACAUCUGAGCCGUCAAAACAAUCAGAUCCUCAGUUACUGCAAGGAGGCUGGUAUUGAAGUAAAACAGUACCUUCCACAUUACAAGAGCCAAGAGGAGUGGAAACAGCACUUUGGUGAUGAGAAAUGGAGUAGGUUUUUGAAGAGGAAGGUGGAGUUCGACCCCCGGCGUAUUUUAGCACCGGGGCAGGGAAUAUUCCGGUCUUCGACGUUUCCUUCGUUUGCUUCGUUUUCAUGAUGAAGAGAGAACAGAGCACUAAAACGCGUAUAGAAGUAAAUGCAAGUUGUACAGUUAGAGAGAGAGAGAGAGAGAGAGAGAGAGAGAGAGAGAGAGAGAGAGAGAGAGAGAGAGAGAUGAAAGAAGCUUUUUGGUUUCUUCUACUUUUUUGUUGGGUGGUAUGGGUUUUUGCAAGAAGCUGUGAUUGGUGGGCCGGGCGUUGCUUUCUUUUGCAUUUGGCUGAGAGAGAGAGAGAGAGAGAGAGAGAGAGAGAGAGAGAGAGAGAGGUGGGUGCACAUGUCUCGUUGAAACAGUAAGGGAGGGAGCGCCCGUGAUUCCGACCGAGUAACCAUUGCACCAGAUAGCUUGUCUCUUCUCUGGCCAAACAGCUUGUUCCAACCUGGAUAGGGGCAUUUCACUAUUUUGCCCUUCAUUUUCCAUCGCUGCUGUCUCCAACCUGUAAAUUACCGUCCGUUUCCAUCUGUAAUUAUUAUUAUUAUUAAUAUCAUUAUUUUUCUGUUUUCAGGUUCAAAAUAUCAGAAUAUAUCGGAUUUUAAUAGCUAUGUUUCCCGAUAAA